GAUUUUCAACCAGAAAAAGGCAGUGUACUAGUUUUGAUCUGCGCAUGCGUUGUCGUCUACUUUAUUUGUUUACAUUGCCAGAUAUACUUUGAACGACAGACAGAAGUAAUGCAUUCGAUGAGAGAAAAACAGUAGAGAAAACCAAAGAGAGAAAUCAUGUUGAAGUUGUCCAUGAACACCCAGACCGUUUUAGCGGGAAUAUGCGUUGGUCUUUUGGUGUAUUACGUCAUCAAACGGAUGCGGUAUCGUCUGCCACCCGGGCCAUGGUGUAUCCCUCUUGUUGGUCAUUAUAAAAUUUAUUCAUCUCCCGAGAUGCACAAGAAAAUCGCAGCGCUGUCCAAGGACUACGGCCCUGUCGUCCGAGUUUCGUUUGGCCCCCAAACCUGGGUUGUGCUUAAUGACAUCAAUACCGUGGUGGAAGCCAUGGUCAAAAGGAAGGCUGAUUUUGCCGGGAGGCCGCACUUUACAUCAGGUGAUGUGUUCACAGAAGGAGGAAAGGAUAUAGCCUUCAGCAAUUAUUCAGCUUCCUGGAAAUUCCAUAGGAAAAUAGCCGGAAAGGCUCUCAGGCAUUAUCUACAAGGAGAUUUACUGGAAAACAUGAUUCAAGAGAACAUGAAUAAAUUUUUGAACAAGAUGGCCGAGGAAAAAGAGCCGUUUAUGUUUAAAGAAUACGUCGAUCUGAUGGUUUUUCAUCAACUAUACACAAUAUGCUUUGGAGAAAAGCGUCCCACAGAUGACCCGGAAGUGAAAAACCUGCUUAAGAUAGACAAUGAUUUGAUUGACAAGCUAGGCACCGGGGUUUUUGAGGAUAUAAUCCCCUAUUUUAAAGACAUCUAUCCAACGAAAAAAUGGCAGAUGUUUCUCUCCAUGGUGGACGAAAUGCUCACAGUUCUUAGAAGAAAAUUUAGAGAGCAUGUUGAAACCUUCCAGCCAGGAGUCAACAGGGACUUCAUUGACAGCAUGUUAAUCGCUAAACAGGAAGCGAAGGAUGAGGGCGAUGAGGCGGCCCUGGAGGUCAUGGAUGAUACGCACCUCGUUCAGACAAUAUCUGAUAUCUUCUUUGCGGGGGUAGACACUACUCGUUUCACAAUGGACUGGUUCGUUUAUUUCAUGACACGAUUUCCGGAAGUCCAAGCAAAAUGUCAAGAGGAAAUUGACGGAGUUGUUGGAUCAGAACAACCUUCAAUGAAGGACAGAAGCAAAUUGGAUUACACCGAGGCCUGUCUGUUUGAAUCGAUGCGACUUUCGAAUGUUGUAGGCAUAGGGCUCCCACACAUGACAAUUUGUGAUUCACAAGUUGGUGGAUACGAUGUCCCAAAAGGUACCACUGUAAUCAUCAACCACUGGGCGCUUCACCAUGACCCUAAAUAUUGGAAGGACCCAGAAGAAUUUGACCCACUACGCUAUCUCGAUGAAAACGGUAAAAUGAAACCCGCAAAACCAGAGAGUUGGCUUCCGUUCUCAGCCGGACGUAGAGUUUGCUUGGGAGAAAGUUUGGCCAAACCAGAAAUCCUACUGAUGUGUGCCAAUCUUCUACAGCGAUUUGAAAUAAGUCUCCCAGAGGGCGUGAAGCCGAAUUUAGAGCACCGACUUCCGGGCUUUGGCGUAGAGCUUCCGUCCGAUUACAAAAUCGUGGUGAAAGAGAGAAAUAGAGAUUAAAGAAUAAUGGCGCUUGCGAUCUUUUUUGUAUUACAGACACCACUAACACAACUGACUAUUUAAUAUUAAUACAAUGUACUACACUUGCACUUUUAAAACCCACAUGACUUACAUCACCUGUGUAGGGAAUUAUAAUCCUUGUUUAAACUACGAGGCAAUUAUAGUUGUGUCAUGUAGUAUUAUCUUAUUUGUUAAAUCUAAAUGUUUAUACGGUAUCAUUUUGUGAAACCAAAUAUGCAAUUGUUUUUGAACAAUUAUGUGUUAAAUGCAUUCAGUAACAAUGUAUAUCAGAAUUUCUGAAAGAUACUUUUCAAAUUCUCUAUUUGUCUUAUUUAAUAUAAUGUAGCUUGUUGUUUUUUUAAAGUAUAAAUUGUAAAAAAAAAAUGUUUUCUAUUGUUAUUUUUCUCGCUUUUUGACACAUUGGAGUUAGAAUUAAAUGAAAUGGUAAUUAUUUUACUUGUAAAUCAAAUGUAAAAUAAUUGAUACCGAACACAACAACUCUACAAUUUACAAAAAAAGAUUUAGAGACUGUCUAGAGAAAAACCAAGCGAUAUUGAUGGUUUUACCCUAUCACUAAAAUAUCUUACCAAUAUUAUAUCUGAUGAACAUGUACAUGUAUUCCUGCUAUCUGAGGAUUUCAACAUGCCUAUAUAUAUAUAUAUUAUUUAAAAUCUG
Molecule: messenger RNA, 2334 nt
Organism: Magallana angulata
Lineage: Eukaryota; Metazoa; Mollusca; Bivalvia; Ostreida; Ostreidae
Product: steroid 17-alpha-hydroxylase/17,20 lyase-like
Exons: 11
Coding region: 157-1659 (500 amino acids)
Biological process (GO): hormone biosynthetic process; progesterone metabolic process
Molecular function (GO): iron ion binding; steroid 17-alpha-monooxygenase activity; heme binding
Source: RefSeq, a predicted model, not a curated record